GGAAACACCCCCACCCUUCUAGCCAGCCAGUUUACACACACCACUUCUGCUCCUCCUUGAUUGAAAUGUUAGGUCAAGAGGAAGAAGGAAAACAAAAUCAAGAGCUGCUCUCAAGCAUCUAGAAUUUUCUGCACCCCACCUCUUGAGAAGAGAGACUGGCCCCAGUUCUGACUCAUUUCACUAAAAGCUGGACUCUCCUCUUAAAGCACCAACUUUAUUUGAGCCUUUGGAUAAAACUGGAAGAAAAGAGUCCACAAGUACUGUGAACUGUGCAGGAGGCAGGGGCUAACGACUGGCAGUAAAAACAGAAAGAUGGCAGGCCAGAUUCCCAGUAUUGAAGUGGACCCUGAAAUUGAGCUUUUUGUGAAGGCUGGAAGUGAUGGGGAGAGUAUUGGAAACUGUCCCUUUUGCCAACGCCUUUUUAUGAUACUCUGGCUUAAAGGAGUUAAAUUCAAUGUGACAACUGUUGACAUGACCAGAAAGCCUGAAGAACUGAAGGACUUAGCCCCAGGGACCAAUCCUCCCUUCCUGGUAUAUAACAAGGAGUUGAAGACAGACUUCAUUAAAAUUGAGGAGUUUCUAGAGCAGACACUGGCUCCUCCAAGGUUUCCUCAUCUGAGUCCCAAGAACAAGGAGUCCUUUGAUGUGGGCUGUAACCUCUUUGCCAAGUUUUCUGCAUACAUUAAGAAUACACAAAAGGAGGCAAAUAAAUAUUUUGAAAAAUCUCUGCUCAGAGAAUUUAAGCGUCUGGAUGACUACUUAAAGACCCCACUUCUGGAUGAAAUUGAUUCAGACAAUGCUGAGGAACUCACAGUUUCCAGAAGAUUGUUCUUGGAUGGGGAUCAGCUGACACUGGCUGACUGCAGUUUGUUACCCAAACUGAACAUUAUUAAAAUUGCUGCCAAGAAAUACCGCAACUUUGACAUUCCAGCAGAAUUCUCAGGAGUCUGGCGCUAUCUCCACAAUGCCUAUGCCCGUGAAGAAUUUACUCAUACAUGUCCUGAAGACAAAGAAAUUGAAAUUACCUAUGCAAGUGUAGCUAAACAGAAGAGUUAGGACAAGUCUUUCAGCAGAAAAAGCUCCCUUCACUUGUUAUAUUACGAAGGCUUUUGGAAAGAAGACUAUGGAAAAUACUGUUUCCUCUAUCUAACUCCCUUGUGCUGUAUUUUCUAUAUCUAGUUACCCAAACUAUCUGCCCACUGUAUAUUUUAAGCCUUCAUAUUUUCAGUUCAUUGUCUUUAUUUCCAUGGAAUACCCACUUCAAUAUUAAAUGACAUGGAAAGCAUAAAGAUCAUUUGUUAUUUGAAUUCUUACAAUGCAUCAUGUGUAAGCUUAAUAGAUGGCUGAAGUUGCAAAUGACAUAACUAGAGCCACAACGUGAAGCUUCUCUUUAGAAACAUUUAGAAACAUUAGAUCAUUAAAACAACUUUAUGCUUUUCUUGGUUUAAUAAGUGCACAAGUUUAUUUCUGAUAUGAACAAUAAAAUCAGAGUGUUAGCAUAUCAGAGAGCCAAAUCCUCAAGAAUGAUUUAAAAAAAUCAGCUCUAGGAAUAGAUCAAGACCAACUAGUCUUAGAAUAGCAUUUAACACCUACGAAUAUGACUACCUCAUAGUGAGAGAUGAAACUACGCCCUUUAUGACCGGAUUAUAUUGUUAAAUGAACAAGCAUUAUUAGAGAAAACAUAAUAAUUUUUAAAAGAUCAGAAUCAAGUAUAUGGCAAAGUUGUAAACUGAAUCAGAUAUUUUAUUCACUAGAAAUAAGAAGCAAACUAAGAAAUUCGACUGACCAAAAGGUCUCAUUGCUGUCCAUAAAAGGAUAAGUAAAGCACACUGUCCUUAGAGGAUAACCACAAAGUUUUCUGCAGAAUUUUAAAUGCUCUGUUGCCAAAUGUACUCGCAUUUAUAUGUUAAAAUAAAAUCACUAAAAUCUGUAAACAAA
Messenger RNA from Manis pentadactyla (Chinese pangolin), 1938 nucleotides. RefSeq names its product chloride intracellular channel 2 (gene CLIC2). Bases 313 to 1056 code for a protein of 247 amino acids. NCBI's taxonomy places the organism in Eukaryota, Metazoa, Chordata, Mammalia, Pholidota, Manidae. The transcript has 6 exons. The record is from RefSeq and is a predicted model, not a curated record.